Messenger RNA from Brassica napus (rape), 2050 nucleotides. RefSeq names its product galactokinase-like. The record is from RefSeq and is a predicted model, not a curated record. Gene Ontology annotation, biological process: galactose metabolic process; carbohydrate phosphorylation. The coding region runs from base 434 to 1924 and encodes 496 amino acids. Gene Ontology annotation, cellular component: cytosol; cytoplasm. Lineage: Eukaryota; Viridiplantae; Streptophyta; Magnoliopsida; Brassicales; Brassicaceae. The transcript has 13 exons. Gene Ontology annotation, molecular function: galactokinase activity; ATP binding.
UCUCCUGCGAUUAGGCUAUACUUUUGUUGUCUUUUAUAUAUUUGUUUUCACUGUAAACUCCCAUAAUUUUCUGGCUGUUACAUCUCAAUUUUUUUUUCGUAUUGACUAUUUUGACAAUGCCUUCGUAAAAGUUCCUACAUUUUUAUAAACGCAUCGAACUUUGCAUAAUAAAAGAAUGUAUAAUCGUUGGAAAAAAGAUUUAAUUCCGAUCGUUUUCCAAUAUUUAUAUUAUCCAAAUAUAUUGAUACAAAAAUAAAGGAUUUUUUUGUUUGAAAAAUCUAAAAUAUAAACCCACGUGUAUCUUCACUAGUGUAUAUUAAAUUUAACGAUGGCCCAAGGGAAGAAGAAGAAGACAUUUCCUGACAACUGUGAACAAAGACAAUGAGAGAGAAAGGGAGCUUGGAAGACACAUUCGUUAGAGAGACUACAGGACAUGGCGAAACAGGAAGAAGUUACAGUCCCUAUCUUCUCGUCCCUUGAGUCUGUCUACGGGGAAGGAUCUCAGCUCCAAGAAGCUAAGACAAGAUUCCAUGUUUUGACUGCCAAAUUCAACCAACUCUUCGGUGCUACUCCCCAACUCUUCGCUCGCUCUCCCGGAAGAGUGAAUCUGAUAGGAGAGCAUGUUGACUAUGAGGGAUACUCAGUGCUACCAAUGGCUAUUCGUCAGGACACCAUUGUUGCUAUCCGGAAACGUGAGGGUCAAAGUCAGCUCCGGAUUGCAAAUGUUAAUGGAAAGUACUCCAUGUGUACUUAUCCUGCUGAUCCUCACCAGGAGAUUGACUUGAAGAAUCACAAAUGGGGUCAUUACUUCAUUUGCGCGUAUAAAGGGUUCCAUGAGUAUGCAAAGUCAAAAGGGGUGAACAUUGGUUCACCUGUUGGACUUGAUGUGAUUGUUGAUGGGGUUGUUCCCACAGGUUCUGGUUUGUCAAGUUCUGCUGCCUUUGUCUGCUCAUCAACAAUUGCUAUUAUGGCUGUCUUUGGUCAGAACUUUGAAAAGAAAGAACUUGCACAGUUUACAAGUGAAUGUGAACAGCACAUUGGGACACAAUCUGGUGGGAUGGAUCAGGCAAUCUCUAUUAUGGCUAAACCUGGUUUUGCCAAGCUUAUUGACUUCAACCCAGUACGUGCAACUGAUGUGAAACUCCCUGAUUGUGGAAGUUUUGUAGUUGCACAUUCUCUUGCAGAGUCUCAAAAGGCGGUCACAGCUGCUAAGAACUUCAAUAAAAGGGUCGUUGAAUGUCGACUUGCCUCGAUCAUACUUGGCAUUAAGCUUGGAGUGGAACCAAAAGAAGCCAUAUUAAAAGUUAAGACUCUUUCUGAUGUGGAGGGUUUAUGUGUGUCAUUUUCUGGUGAUCAUGGCUCCUCUGAUCCUCUUCUAGCUGUUAAGGAGUAUCUGAAAGAAGAACCAUAUACCCCCGAGGAGAUUGAGAAAAUCGGCGAGGAGAAGUUACCAUCAAUCUUGAACAAUGAUCCUACAUCUUUAGCUGUACUUAACGCUGCUACGCAUUUUAAGCUGCACCAGCGAGCUGCACAUGUUUACUCCGAAGCCCGGAGAGUUCAUGGUUUCAAGGACACUGUCUAUUCAAACUUAAGCGACGAAGAAAAGUUAAAGAAACUUGGUGAUCUCAUGAACGGGAGCCAUUACAGCUGCAGUGUGCUAUACGAGUGCAGUUGCCCGGAGCUAGAAGAACUGGUUCAAGUAAGCAGGGAGAAUGGAGCACUUGGAGCAAGACUGACCGGAGCUGGAUGGGGCGGUUGUGCUGUGGCCUUGGUUAAAGAAUCUGGUGUCUCUCAGUUCAUCUCUGUGGUUAAGGAGAAGUACUACAAGAAGAGGAUAGAGAAAGGAGUUGUAAAGGAAGAAGAUAUGGAGCUUUACCUCUUUGCCUCCAAGCCUUCAAGUGGUGCUGCCAUCUUCAUCUUCUAAACAUGUCUUUCCCUCUUUUUCUUUUCAUUUAUUGAAUCUGAAUUGUUUGCAGUUUUCAUCUUAUAUUGAAGUUUCAGAACUUUUCCUUUUAGAGUUUUAUAGUAACAAUAAAACAAAAUUUUCAUA